This is a messenger RNA of Drosophila innubila, 1915 nucleotides long. RefSeq lists its product as uncharacterized. NCBI's taxonomy places the organism in Eukaryota, Metazoa, Arthropoda, Insecta, Diptera, Drosophilidae. The record is from RefSeq and is a predicted model, not a curated record. The transcript is spliced from 4 exons. The coding region runs from base 1 to 1605 and encodes 534 amino acids.
AUGCGAGCAGUGCAACAACAAUUGCUGCUCUCAACAGCAACAACAGCAACAGUGGCAACAACCCCCGUGGCAAUAGCAGCAGCAGCGCCAGUUGUUGUUGUUGCAACAACGUCGACGUCGGCGUCAGCGUCAGCGGGUGCGUCACCAACACCUGCUGCUGUUGCAACAACCGCACGCAACAUUCACCUGCGACCGCCGCAACCGUUAAACAUUUCCUCAUUAAUUGCUGCAACAGCAACAGCAACAAAUGCAACAACAGCAGCAACGGGAAUCGCAGCAAGUCGAGCAGCGUCAACAGCAACAACAUUACUCAACAUUGCCACGACCCCUAUUAAACCCCUGACACCACUGACGCCCAAUGGCAACAGCAACAGCAACAACAACAACAACAACAGUUUGCAUCAUCACACCUACACCAAUCAACAUAUGCUCGCCAGCAGCAGCAACCAACACCAACAGCAACACCAACAGCAACACCAACAGCAACAGCAGCAACAUCAUCAACUCUUCAACAACAGCAAUCAUCAUCAGCAACAUCUUCAUCAUAAUAUCAACAACAACAAUAACAAUAAUGUCAACAAUUACAGUCAUUGUAACAAUUUAAAUUUGAACGGCAACUCAAUGUUGCAGGCGAGUGUAAAACACACUAGUAAACAUGGACCAGGACCACGUGAAGUCCUCACGAGUUUAGGAUUACUCUGCCUCGUAUCACUGUUGCUGGCGCUAUUGUCGCUGAUCUUCCUGCUGAAGAUCUCGCCGAAUAGUCGCGAGGAUGCGCUGACCAGGAGCAUAUCCAGUGAGGAUUUCAACAUUGUCUACGAUGUGACAUUGGCACUGUGUGCAUUGUCGCUGUCAUUGAAUUUAUGUUGUCUGUUGGUUUGCGCCAUACAAUUUCUGUUUGCUGUCAAGUUGUUGAGAUCCCCGAUGUUCGAUGGCCGUGAUAAUAAGUAUUUGGAAAAGUCGAGUGCAAGUCGAACUUGUGCUGUGAGUGGAUUCUUUAUCUCAAUACCCGUAUUUCUCACCGGCAUUAUACUCUACACAUUUAAUCAUUUCCAUUCGACGCCAGCGAUUAUAACGAGUGUUUUAAUUGGCAUUGGAAUUGUAUUUUGUGGUGGUGCCAUGGUGCAUAAUGUCUUUGUCUGGCAGAAGGAGAAAACAAUUAGUUAUCGCAGUCCACCAAAUAUGUCCUUGCUACUGCCACCUGUACCACUUCCGGUUCCGGUUCCGAUUCACAGUCAAGCCCAGAAUCAUUCCAUUUAUUCGCUACAUCAUCAUCAUCAUCCCACAUCUUUAACUCCAGUUUCACCAAAUCAUUCACAUGGCAGUUUUAAUCCUUUACUUAGCAAUAAUAAUAAUAAUAUCAUCAAUUCACCAUUUUUGGUCUGUCGACCGGCAACUGCCACGCCUCCAACGCCCAAACAAUCUAUUCCCCUGCCUAUUACCAUUGCCAAUUCCAAUUCCAAUCUAUUGGUUAAUUCCCUGGCCAAUGGCAGCUGUUUAAUGGGACGCGAGACAAGUGGUUCCAUUAGUCCGGGGAUUCCCCCCACGCUGGACAUGAGCAACAUUACAAAUAUUUCACUACACGAAUUAUCCACGCUGGUUUAGUUCCCAAACGCAGUUCCAGUUCCAGUUCUCCACCCAAAUUAGAUAUAUUACCUAUUCAUUAAUUAGUUGUUAAUUAAAAAAAAACUUUAGUUUAUAAACAAAACAACCACCGUAAAAGUCCUGAAUGUCCUGCUUGCCGUUUACAAUGUUUGAAAAUGUUGUAGAUUUGGGUGUAACGAUUCCUUUUCGCAAAAUAUGGUAACCCUAAUUUGUAGUCUCAGCGAGAAACCAUAGUUGGACAAAUUUUGUGUUUUUAUCAGGGACGGUAAAAAAUAAUAAUUUUGUUAUUUUUUUCUCAAGGAAAAAUUAU